UCAGUGAAGAUGCCUACUGUAAGGUAUCAGAAGGGGGAGAUGGUCAUGGGCCGCUGGCCUGGCAGCAGCCUGUAUUACGAGGUCAAGGUGCUGGACUUCGAUGCAGGAAGUAGUCUCUACACCGUCAUCUACAAGGAUGGUACCGAGCUGGAGCUCAAGGAGCCAGACAUCAAGCCUGCUUCAGGAUUCCAGACCCGGCCUCGCUCCCGUUCCCGCUCUCGCUCUCCGGGCCGUCGGCGAAGCCGCUCCCGCUCCCCGGCGAGGACCACGCGCCGCUCGUCCUCCCGCAUCGCGGCUUCCACCACCACCAACGAUGCACUGCCCCCCCGCAGGGACACAAGGCUGAAGGAUUCACUGGAAGUCAGGCUGAGUCCCCUGAAACAGACAAAGGCAGCGGUGAACAAUGGCAACAAUAAGCCUGAGAAGACAGAGGAGAAACCAAAAGAGGAGAAUAACACUGUCAACAAUAAGGGUGUGGCAGAGGCGGAGCCUGAUAAGGGCCAAGGCCGGUACAAUCUGCGCCGCAGGAAGGACGACGGAGACGCCAAACCAGCUGUGGCCAAACCAGAGCAGCUGGAGGAGGAGGAGGCCAAGCCGGCUGCAGCCCCUGCCGCCCCCACCACCACCCCGCUGGACUUUGGAGGCAAGAUAGGAGCAUAUUUCUGGCUGCUCUUCCUGCCCGCCUGGGUUCUCUUCCUGGUCCUCCAGGUGAACCAGGAGGACCCCAGUCUGACCAACGCUCCUCCUCUUCUGCCCCCUCCCGAAGCCUUCUGGGAGUUGCGGGCUUUUGGCUUGGUGCUCCUCUGGAUCUUAUUUCAGGCUGUGCUCUACACACUGCCUGUUGGAAAGCUGAGCGAGGGCAUGCCGCUUUGGUCCGGGGAGAGGCUGAAGUACAGAACCAAUGGUUUCUUCGCCAUCUCUGUGAGUGCUCUCACCGUAGCGGUGGCGGUGCACCAGGGCGUCGACAUCACCUACAUCCACAGCCACUUCCUGCAGCUGGCUGUGGCUGCCUUCCUCGUCUCGGUCCUGCUGAGCGUCUACCUGUAUGUCCGCUCUCAGUGCGCUGCCGCGGAGCAGCUGGCCCUGGGGGGAAGCUCUGGCAAUAUGGUCUAUGACUUUUUCAAAGGACAUGAGCUGAAUCCACGCAUCAGAGAAUUUGACCUGAAGUUCUUCUGUGAGAUGCGCCCUGGUCUGAUUGGCUGGUGUUUGAUCAACUUUGCGAUGGCGUUGGCUGAGAUGAAGCAGCAGGGUCUGGAUGCUCCGUCCUACUCCAUGCUCCUGGUGAACCUCUUCCAGCUGCUCUACGUGGUGGACGGCCUCUGGAACGAGGAGGCCAUACUGACCACCAUGGACCUGAUGCACGAUGGCUUUGGCUUCAUGCUGGCUUUUGGUGACCUGGUGUGGGUUCCCUUCACUUACACCCUGCAGGCCUACUACCUGGUCCGCCACCCCAUCCACCUGAGCCCCCCCGCCGUCGCAGCUAUAAUCGCACUGAAAGUUGUUGGAUUCUACAUCUUCAGAAAGUCCAACUCUGAGAAGAACGCCUUCAGGAGAAACCCAUCAGACCCCAAACUGUCUUAUCUGAAGACCAUCCCCACUGCCACAGGGAAGAGUCUGCUGGUGUCCGGCUGGUGGGGGGUGGUCCGCCACCCAAACUAUCUGGGGGACCUUUUGAUGGCUCUGGCGUGGUCCCUUCCUUGUGGCUUCAGCCACCUGCUGCCGUGGUACUACAUGAUCUACUUUGUCAUCCUGCUGGUGCACCGGGACGCUCGCGACAUGAGCGAGUGUCGGAGGAAGUAUGGCUCUGCGUGGGACGAGUACUGCCGGACCGUUCCCUACCGGAUCGUUCCUGGGGUCUACUGAGGACGCCCACGAGCCCAGGCCUUUUCUACCCAAUAUUACGGCUUGUGAGUCUCAAAAGUUCAAUUCCAACCGAUUAUUGACAGAUUUGACUUUUUAUAAUCUUUUUUGUUAAGGACCAGCAGUGUUUUUGAAUUGUUUUAUUUUUAUUCUUUUUUUAAAUGUGACACAAAGCAACACCCAGUGGAAGAAUCGCCUUUUUCAAUGGAAAUAGAAUAUUACCUUUUUAGUUUUAAAAUCUCUGGGGGGGGGGAAACGGCUUCUGCUAGUGAUGUCUUGUAAGGAUGUAUAUUUUUGUAUAUAUGCAUUUGUUUUAUACUUCAAGAAUAUUCCCGUCAGCAUAAUUUUGGCAAGUUUUGCUCCCACAAUGUCACAAUAUCACAUUUUGAAUAACUUCUUCAAGCACACCUUGGUAGUAUAACCCUGGGGGGGGGGGGGGAGCAUGUUGUGGAGGAUGCCAUUAAAUCUUCUGCACAGUGCAACUCAGGACCCAGAACUUUGUUAGAAACCUUUUGCCUUUAGAAUUUGGUUGCAUUUUGUUUUAAAAUAUUUAUAUAAAUAGACAUCUAGUUGAGUAUGAAUUAAUUUGUGAGGCUUCAAGAAAAAUGCAUGAAUGUGAAGAGGCUUAUUUGUAGUCUUCUGACCUAAUCAGUCCUGAAGUGUUUUUGACUUGGUGUUGCUACCUCAGGUUGUCCAUGCUUAGCCAAAACUAUGCACCACCCAAUGCGCUCUGUCUUCCUCCUGAAGACCAUGAUGGAAGGACCAUUUAAUGAACUCGAUGCAAGCUGUUGUGCGUUAGAUUUUCUCAACUGCAAAUGUGAACCCAAAAAAACAAGUCUUUUUUUUUUUUGCCUGUGCAGCAGUAGCGUAGUAUUCAUUAGAUUAAGUAUAAUUUUAUGCUGUGCUGACUGAAUUCCUUGUAAAUAGUUUUUGUUUGUUGUUUUCACAUCAUGUUUUUUUCAUUCAAAGAGGUCAUGAUAGGAAUGUUUCUCAUUGGAUAUUUAAAAUAAGUUUUGAGUUCAGUCUGGAUUGUGACCACUAGUGAUGUGUGCUCUUCAUUCCCAACAUGCGAUCAGAGCAACUAGAUAUUACUGAUGUGGAUGUACUAGAACUAUUGAAAAGAUGGAGCAGGAACAAUGAAUCCCAUCUACGACGUGGCUUCUCUGUACAAGAAUAUGAGUUGAAAAUAAAGAUUUACAGUAUUUGCCUUUUGCUCUU
This is a messenger RNA of Pungitius pungitius (ninespine stickleback), 3078 nucleotides long. It is a transcript of the gene lbr, whose product is annotated as lamin B receptor. Gene Ontology annotation, molecular function: Delta14-sterol reductase activity. The transcript has 13 exons. The record is from RefSeq and is a predicted model, not a curated record. The coding region runs from base 10 to 1863 and encodes 617 amino acids. Gene Ontology annotation, cellular component: nuclear inner membrane. NCBI's taxonomy places the organism in Eukaryota, Metazoa, Chordata, Actinopteri, Perciformes, Gasterosteidae. Gene Ontology annotation, biological process: cholesterol biosynthetic process.